Messenger RNA from Peronospora farinosa, 1821 nucleotides. The record is from the annotation of a GenBank genome assembly. NCBI's taxonomy places the organism in Eukaryota, Oomycota, Peronosporomycetes, Peronosporales, Peronosporaceae.
AUGGCGACUAUAGCAUUUCUGCUGCUGCUGGCGCUGAAUGUCGACGCUGAGGAGCUACGUUUCAAAGACGAAACGAAGAUCGUCGAGACGGCAGUGGCAAUGGAAGAAAUGUCCGACAACGUCGUAGAACCUCGCAAGAAUUCAGAACCUGAAGUUGAGAGCUUAUUGGCAGAUUUUGACCACGAUGGACGUGUUGGACGCCGUGAGAUCCAGCAGAUUAAGGACAAGCUGCACCACCUUUUAGAUACGGAUGAUAGCGGCGGGUUGGACGUUUCUGAACUCAAAAAGAGAGCUCAGAAUGAUCAGGAUGUGAAUGCUGCACUGAAAAAAUUAGACAGUGAUAAUGACGCUGUCAUAUCUUGGAAAGAACUGGACGAGCGUUGGGAAUGUGUAGGGACGGAAAUGACUGUCGCUGAAGUGGCAGACUGGGUGGCCUAUGCAGUCCAGCUGCCACAGUAUAGUGAGGUCUUUCGAGCCAAUUCUAUCUCGGGGUAUACGUUUCCUUUGUUGAUGGCGAACGAUGGAGCGAGGUUACAGGAAAUUGGCAUACAUAGCAAGCUGCAUCGCCAUCAAUUGGCCAUGUUUUUGCAGAUAAAGUAUCUCGGUAUGGGACGUAAGCCUGAAGCGGUAGUAUCGAGUGUUUGCACGGCCGCUGGCAUGACUGCGCAGGACAAGGUGUUGCUACAGCUGGCGUGGGUGCCGGUGAAAAACUCGCCACAACGCUAUCAGCUCCAGCGUCGAAAUCCUGGAGAAAUGACGUGGGUCCUCGUGUUUACAGGGGCCGAUACGGAAUUUAUGGACAUUGUGAAACCUAGCCAGCAUGUGGUCUACCGCCUGACGACGUGGAACUCAUAUGGUCGCAGCUCACACACAUUUGUACGGUGUGAUGAGGCUGUUGCCAAUGCUGCUACAUUAACAGCUUCGCCAAAUGCAGACUCGUCGUCCUCUUUGCCGUCGAGCUCGGGAAAUUCGCGAUCCCCAUACUUGCCGUCUUCUCAGAGUAGACGCAAACGGGCCUCGGAGAAAGGGAUAAGUCACACCGAAGAAGGAGAUCAUACUGAUUUUGACAAUGACUUUGACCAUAAACGCAGCCUGUGGGGUUUGCUAAAGAUUUACUUUUGGUGGUUGGAUGAUGCUAUCGUUAUCCUCUUAGUAGUAAUCCUACCGAUUCGUGGAAUUAUUUACGGCGAUGCUGACUCACUGCUUCGACUGUUUCGGCGAUUGCCCCCUAACAUGCCUACACGCGUAACAGUCGAGGUUGAGCCUAGUAAAACAACAGUGGAGAAUGCAGUUGCCCGCGUUUCAUGGGAAAAACCAGUGGACAACGGCGUUCCUAUCGUAUGCUACACAGUUCGUUGGACGCGCACUAAGACUGAAGAAGUAAAGUGGAUCAAACUUCUAGCAGUACCACUGCCCACCGCGGUGAUUGUGGAGAAGCUUUACCACGGGGAGACGUACAAGUUUGUCGUACAAGCGACAAACCAGUUUGGGCUAGUAAUGAGCUCUAGUCGUUCGACAUACAUGGUGCCAAUUCCGGAACUGAAGGGUAAGCUUCGGCCUCGGCGUCUUCCAGCCGAGUCCCGUGCCGUGCGCAACCAGUGUCAUGUAUGCCAUGAUCCUCGUUACAAGAAGAAAGUGCCGUUUACUGCCACACUGGACCGUCGUAUCUUGCACUACUGCUGUUUGUGCGACAAAGAGUUUUGUCACUAUCAUAAAGGACAAGUACACCAUUCGAAGGCAGUCUCAUGUCCGAUUGUCGACGGCCGUUGCGUAUGCAUCAGCUGUAAAGAAAGCCGUUUGCAGCGCACUGUCACUUACUGA